GGAAAGCUAAUUCCGCGGAUAGACUUAAAACAUAUCGGAGCUGCGUCCGUAUUGGGACGUCGGGAGAAAAAUGAGGAUAGGCUGUUGGCUUGUCAACUCUCACCCAAUCACUUACUGUUUGGUGUUUUCGACGGGCAUGGUGGCUCUGCUGCAGCUGAAUUCGCCCGAUCCGUACUUCCCGAGUGCAUCCGAUAUGGCCUGGCCGCGCUCCAGAACACAGUGCGUAAACGUGGACAGUCACUGCGUACCACUGACCUAGCUCUUUUCGAACCAGUGAUGGAGCAUGCAUUCCUGCAGGUGAACAACCUGAUGAUGCGUCAUUUUUACCACUAUGCUACAGCUCGAGAACGGCUGUGGGCUGGCACAACAGCGACGGUGGUUCUGCUCUUGAAUAGUCACCAAGUUGUCGUUGGUCACGUUGGCGACAGCCGUGCGCUGUUCAGUCGUCACGGCUCCAUAACGGCGCUCACAACCAACCACGAUCCAAAUAGUACCGUUCUGUUAAACGACAUCUGUAAGGAUGAUGAUGGUCGUGGCAUGACGGAGGUAGCCCGGAUAAAAAAGUGUGGGGGUCAGGUGAUCACCAACAGUUUGGGGGUACCCGUUGUCAACGGUCGUCUGGGCAUGACUCGUAGCCUCGGUGAUUCUCAACUCAAACCGUUUGGUGUGACUGCCAAACCUCAGUUGACAAGUAUGAAGGUCCGACACGGUAGCGCAUCAUUCCUCGCUCUCGUCAGUGAUGGUGUCACCUAUGUCAUGUCAGACGAAGAGAUCCAAAGCACUAUAGCUUCAUGCCGAACUCCACGGGACGCCGCCGAGUGUGUCGUAGAGAAUGCCCUACUGUUCGGGUCGGAUGAUAAUGCUAGCGCGUUGGUCAUCCCUUUCGGAUCUUGGGCCUUUAUUAUGUCGGCGAAUGAAGAUGACCAACUCCCUGUUUAUCCUCUUAAUGAGUGUGGUGAACAAUUGGCUGAGCAGCUGAAUGCUCGUGGCCUCAAAUGCCAAUUUGUGGUUUGUGCUCCUGGCAGAGUGAACUUGAUUGGUGAACAUAUCGAUUAUAACGGGUAUGCUGUUCUCCCAAUGGCUUUGGAACAGGCAAUUCAUUUGGCAGUGGCAACCUGGCCAACCAAAUCAGUCAUUCUGAGCAGUUCUGAUGCAAAUUACGAGCCCGCUACUGUGUCGAUUGAGGAAGCACUCACAUUCGGCUCAGACGGUCCACCAGUCGCAGUGCAAUGGUUCCAUUAUCCGCUUUGUGCUUAUCAUGGAAUUGCCGACUAUGUGAAACAGAACAGUAUG
Messenger RNA from Opisthorchis viverrini, 1293 nucleotides. RefSeq lists its product as hypothetical. The annotation marks the transcript as partial. NCBI's taxonomy places the organism in Eukaryota, Metazoa, Platyhelminthes, Trematoda, Opisthorchiida, Opisthorchiidae. Gene Ontology annotation, biological process: protein dephosphorylation. The record is from RefSeq and is a predicted model, not a curated record. Gene Ontology annotation, molecular function: protein serine/threonine phosphatase activity; cation binding. The transcript is spliced from 6 exons.